Molecule: messenger RNA, 757 nt
Organism: Rhincodon typus (whale shark)
Lineage: Eukaryota; Metazoa; Chordata; Chondrichthyes; Orectolobiformes; Rhincodontidae
Gene: lto1
Product: LTO1 maturation factor of ABCE1
Exons: 5
Coding region: 51-515 (154 amino acids)
Source: RefSeq, a predicted model, not a curated record
AACUGCGCAGGCGCAGAGCCGGGCCCGGGCGCGCAUGCGCUCCUCUUCCAAUGGCGGAUCCCGGCGGCGAUUUGUUCGACAGCAUCGUCCUGGCGGAGGAUCGAUUUCGUGGGAAAGGUUAUCAGGAAGGGUUUACAGAAGGAAGUCAUUUGGGAGAAACUGAGGGACAACGCUAUGGUUUAGCAAAUGGUGCCAAGAUUGGAUCAGAGGUUUCUUUUUACAAAGGUUUUGCCUAUACCUGGAAGUGUCUUCUUCAGAAUAACCAAGAUGUUAAGAGCAGGAAAAGGCUGAAAGUCCUAAAUUCAAUGCUGGAAAUGGUUCAUCAGUUCCCAUAUGAAGACCCAACUUACGACAAGUUACAAGAGGACCUAGAAAAGAUGCGAGCUAAGUUUAAACAGGCAAUGACACCUGCUUCAAAGAUACUUGAGAGAACAGCGGAAUUAGACAUUGAUCUUUUGUGCCCCAUUUGUAUUCUGGAAUUUGUGUGCUGCAAAGUUGAAGGUACUUUGCACUAGCAUUAAACAGGGAGUGUAAAUUAAAUGUAAGAACUUGAGCUCGUUACAAAGUGAAAUACAAUGAGACACUUUAAUCUAGAAGAUUGUCUGUUAAAAUGACUAGACUGCCUGCAAAACAAUUUUGCUUCCCAUUGAUGAUGUUUUCUGCAGCCUAUGAACUAACGGUGUUUACAGUAUGGAGUUGUUUAAUAAGUACACAGAAUGGGUGAGGACUAAAUAAAUAUGGCUGGCAAAAGAAGUGA